AUGGCCACUCAAUACGAACUCGAACACAAUGUCCAGUUCUCCGAAUCUCGCCGCGCCGGCCGCCGCGUCGACAUGGCCUCCUUCUUCUCCCUCCUCAACCAGCUAGACGAGCCCGCGACGACGCAGAACCCGCACAACAACCCGCACGCCACGCCCACGCCCGUCGACACCGCCGCGCUCUUCCGCCUGCUGCAGAGCCAGAUGCAGACGCUGCUGACGACGGCGCCGACGACGGACAACCGCUCGUUCCUCGAGGACCUCAUCAGCUCGCUCGAGGAGGACAUCCACGACCCGCCCACCCGGCUGCAGGGCGCCAGCCAGGAGUUUGUCGACAUGCUGGACCGCGUCAACAGGAAGAGGCUCGACAAGGACGACGACUGCGCCAUCUGCAAGGUGCCCUACCUGGAGGACGAGUUUUGCCUUGUCGUGGAGCUGCCGUGCAAGGGGAAGCACCGGUUCGAUCUUGAGUGCGUUGGGCCGUGGUUGCGGAGCAAGGGGACUUGUCCCAUGUGUCGUGAGGAGAUGGGCAGGAAGAAGGAGGUUCCUAUUGUGGAAGAUGAUGAAGAGGAGGAUGGCGAUAUGAUGUAUGCGUAA
Messenger RNA from Trichoderma aggressivum f. europaeum, 594 nucleotides. RefSeq lists its product as uncharacterized. Gene Ontology annotation, molecular function: ubiquitin protein ligase activity. The coding region runs from base 1 to 594 and encodes 197 amino acids. Lineage: Eukaryota; Fungi; Ascomycota; Sordariomycetes; Hypocreales; Hypocreaceae. The record is from RefSeq and is a predicted model, not a curated record. Gene Ontology annotation, biological process: protein ubiquitination. The transcript is spliced from 2 exons. Gene Ontology annotation, cellular component: cytoplasm.